Lodderomyces pseudojiufengensis is the source of this 1524-nucleotide messenger RNA. RefSeq names its product S10 family peptidase. The transcript has a single exon. Gene Ontology annotation, biological process: proteolysis. Gene Ontology annotation, molecular function: serine-type carboxypeptidase activity. Lineage: Eukaryota; Fungi; Ascomycota; Pichiomycetes; Serinales; Debaryomycetaceae. Gene Ontology annotation, cellular component: fungal-type vacuole. Bases 1 to 1524 code for a protein of 507 amino acids. The record is from RefSeq and is a predicted model, not a curated record.
AUGAAGUUUGCAUUGACAAUAUUGCCGCUUAUUGCAGCUACUCAAGCUCUUCAAUUACCAUUUGAAAUACCAUAUUUAAAUGAUGAAUUCAAAGCUAUGGUAAUUGAAGAAGAUACAUUCAAUGGUUUAUCAUUUCAAGACUCAAUGAAUUUACAUAAAGAAUGGAUAAGAAAUGAAUUAAAAUUUGGUAAAACAAAAUUAAUGAAAUAUUUUUUAAAUUUUAAAAAAUCAUUUGCUAAACCAAAAACUAAUUUAAAUUAUAAAUUAAAACAAUUAGAUUCAACUCCAGAACUUUUAGGUUUUGAUUCAGUUAAACAAAUAUCUGGAUAUUUUUCAAUUGAAGAAACAGAAAAAGAAUUUUUUUAUUGGUUUUUUGAAAGUAGAAAUGAUCCAAUUAAUGAUCCUUUAAUAUUAUGGUUAUCUGGUGGACCUGGUUGUUCAUCAAAUAUUGGAUUAGCAAUGGAAUUAGGACCAUCAAUGAUUAAUGCAACUAUUCAACCUGAUUUUAAUCCAUAUGCAUGGAAUUCAAAUGCUUCACUUUUAUUUUUAGAUCAACCAGCAAGUGUUGGAUUUUCAACAGUUGGUGAUCAAUCUGAAAUUCCUUUUACAACAGAACAAGCUUCAAUUGAUUUUGUUAAUUUUGUAAAAUUAUUUAGAGCGAAAUAUCCACAAUAUGCUAAAUUAGAUUUUCAUAUUGCAGGGGAAUCAUAUGCUGGUCAUUAUAUUCCAAAAUAUGCUGCUAGUGUUGUUGAUGCUAAUUUACCUUUAAAAUCAGUUUUAAUAGGUAAUGGUAUAACUGAUGCAGUUGUUCAAGCAAAGGAAACAGCAAAUAUGGGUUGUGGAAAAGGAGGAAUUGGAAAAAUUUAUACUGAUGAAGAAUGUUCAAGUUAUGAUGCUAAUUAUGAAAGAUUUUUACCCUAUGGAUUGUUAUGUUACGCUCAUCCAAACCCAUUAACUUGUUUCUUAUCAGCUUUAGCUUCACCCAAUGUUCCCGACAGUGGUGAUCGUAAUCCAUACGAUUCAAGAAUUAAAUGUGGUGAUUCUCCAUUAUGUUAUGAACAAAUGAAUUAUAUUGAUGAAUAUUUCAAUUUACCAUCAACUCAAAAAGCUUUGGGGGUUCAAAAACAUUUUACUCCUUGUGAUAGAGAUGUAGGUUUACAUUUCACUUCAAAUUUUGAUGUAAUGAGACCUUAUCAACAAUAUGUUACUCAAUUAUUAGAAAAACAAAUUCCAGUUUUAAUUUAUGCAGGUGAUAAAGAUUUAGUUUGUGAUUGGUUAGGUAAUUUAGCAUGGGUUAAUGUAUUAGAUUAUGAAGAUCAUGAUCAAUUUAAUAAGACUGAAUUUAUACCGUGGAUUACUUUGAAUGGUACAGAAGCAGGAGAAGUUAAAAAUUAUAAACAUUUUACUUUUUUAAGAGUUUAUGAAUCAGGUCAUAUGGUACCAAUGGAUCAACCUCAUAAUGCUUUAGAUAUGGUCAAUAGAUGGAUUAAUGGUGAUUUUUCAUUUCAAAAAAAGUUAAAUUAA